CUCGGUAGCCAUGACGGUCCGAAGUCUCACACUUGGUGUGUUUGUUGUGGUACUACAAGUUCAUACCAUAUUUGGCCAAAAUUGUGUAAGUGGACCGCCAGAUUAUCUGUGUCCAGGAAUUCCGACGUCCCUGGAAGUGUAUCUGCAGCACGAAUCCUACUGCAAUCGUUUCUACAGGUGUAACGAGGGUAAAGCAGUGGAAGGCCGUUGUCCGUCAGGACUUUACUUCAAUCCGAAGGAAAAUCUUUGCUGUCCGGAACAUGAUUUGUGCUAUCGAUCGAGUGUUUGUUCGCUGGUCGUUCCAGGAUGCGAACGAUGUGCGAAAGAUUUUGUUCGCGGAGGAGUGACUCCUCAAGAUUUCUAUGUGUGCAACUGCGACGGAAGUGGAGUACCACAACGUUGUGGCUGGGGGAUCGACUCCGUCUCUAAGAAAAACCUCACACUUAGCUUCAUUAACGGACGCUGUGAAAAUCCCGAUGCCACAUUAUCGGCGGCUAAGGGCUAUACCGGAGACAAAAACGGAGAUGGUGACGAUAGCACACUAGAAGAGCUGCUGAAAAAGGUACAAGAUUUACUUAGUAAAACUCUCGGUGGUGGUGGCGGCGAUGGUGGUGAUGGCGGCGGCGGUGACCAAGGUUUGUUAGAUCCAGUGAUAGACGGGUUAACUGGUGGCGGUAACGGCGGCGGCGGACAAGGAGGGGACGACCAAGGACUGUUAGAUCCUGUGAUAGACGGUUUAACUGGAUCAGGUGGAUCAGGUGGUUCAGGUGGAGGGGGAGAUCAAGGUUUACUAGAUCCUGUCGUAGAUGGAUUACUAGGUAGUGGCGGAACAACGACAGCAGCUCCAGGCGGAGGAUGGCCAACGACAACAGCUGCAGCUAGAGAAGCAGCCGCAGAUGCAGCCGCUGCAGCAUGUACAACAACCACCACCGUAACCACCACAUAUCCAGCCUAGAAGUUCUUAUCAACAUCACCAUCAGGAUUAGAGAUGCCAUAGAUUAGUGAACGUUAGAGAUAACAGCCCCAGAUGUAAAAUAGUAUCAUAAUGCUACGAGAGUACAGCGACAAAAACCAACAAAUAAAUAUUUGAAA
Molecule: messenger RNA, 1092 nt
Organism: Wyeomyia smithii (pitcher-plant mosquito)
Lineage: Eukaryota; Metazoa; Arthropoda; Insecta; Diptera; Culicidae
Product: circumsporozoite protein-like
Exons: 2
Coding region: 11-955 (314 amino acids)
Cellular component (GO): extracellular region
Molecular function (GO): chitin binding
Source: RefSeq, a predicted model, not a curated record